Molecule: messenger RNA, 1059 nt
Organism: Umbelopsis ramanniana AG
Lineage: Eukaryota; Fungi; Mucoromycota; Umbelopsidomycetes; Umbelopsidales; Umbelopsidaceae
Exons: 1
Coding region: 1-1059 (352 amino acids)
Biological process (GO): regulation of DNA-templated transcription
Molecular function (GO): sequence-specific DNA binding; zinc ion binding
Source: RefSeq, a predicted model, not a curated record
AUGAAGAUAGAAUCUCUGCUGGAUGGAUCACCUCCAUCUCCUACUAAAUAUUCAUUUAUUGCGGUUCAUGACUUGAAAGACGUUUAUCAAAGGCGUUUUGAGCAAGAGGGUUUCCAUAUCAUUCGAAGGAGAGAAAGCAGACGGCAAGUCCUAACGGAUUAUUGGAUAUCUUCCUGUGCUGUACCAAAGACAAGCUUCCAUCUCAAGCUAGUCAGUCGACAUACCCCAUCCAAUUGCUUUAGGUGCAGUAUCAGCUCUGGCAAGCCUGGAUAUCCUAUCAAAUCUGUCCAGAUUAGGUCACAAAUGAGAAUGCUUCUUGUGUUUUUCCGAAAAGGUGACAAGGAUAAUACAGUCUUGCCACAAUUUUUACUCUUCCCUGCUUGGCUACUCCAUCUGUUUCGAUACUCUCAGCAUGGGAACACCCCCGGUCGUUGUGACAUUAGAUUUAUCGAAGAUGUUACCACAGCAAAGGAAGAUCAAAUUUUUCGGUUUAACAAUGUCAUUAAUACUCUCUUCCGGUUUGAUAUUAACCAUAUCGACAAGCGCCAAAUUGAAGCGGUUAUUGGUCUAUCCAACCAUCUGGCUAAUGUUAAUCUUGAACAUGGUCUUCGUCCUCCUACCAGGCAAUUCUCACACAGUGUUCAUUACUUAUUCGCAGACCUCGUAGACCUCCUGGGCCAACGACGUCCCGACAAAUUGAAGCCUGCUUGUUUGAACUGUUUCAAAAAGCCAUCUUCUCGCCGCUCCCUGUGCGUGGCUUGCUACCGCUACCAACUGAAGCAUAAAAAGCCUCGCCCUGAAAGAUUGAUUGUCGCUAAUCGCUCUGGUUCCAAGAUAAUUCCCCGCCUUCACAAGAUAUGCAAUAACUGUCGGGUUGAAAAAACUCAUCAAUGGUAUCGUAACAUGGUUGGAAAUGGUCAUUGGUGUGAGACCUGCAAAAGUUAUUACAUCCGACACAAGAAAUUGCGUCCUAGAGAACUGUAUAUUAGAGUUGCCAAUAGAAAAGUUGACCUUAGACAAUUAAUAGCUGAGUCAAAAGUCAAAGUUGAAGAAUGGUAG